UGUGCUGUGUCCCACGGACACAGCGGAUCACGGAAAGAGCCGAAGAUGGGACAUGUGCACUGAUCAUCAGGGCACUGAUGAUCAGUGUGCCCUGAUGAUCACUGUGGCCCCAGAAGUGCCACCUGUCAGUGCUCAUCAGUGCCACAUAUCAGUGCAUACCAGUGCACAUCAAUGCCACAUAUCAGUGCCCAUCUGAGCUGCCUUUCAAUGUCACCCAUCAGUGCCAGUCAGUGCCACCUAUCAAUGCCAAUCAGUGCCACCUAUCAGUGCCAGUCAGUGCUGCCUAUCAGUGCGCAUCAGUGCCACCUAUCAGUGCCAGUCAGUGCCGCCUAUCAGUGUCAUGUAUCAGUG
Molecule: messenger RNA, 351 nt
Organism: Staurois parvus
Lineage: Eukaryota; Metazoa; Chordata; Amphibia; Anura; Ranidae
Source: the annotation of a GenBank genome assembly